CAGCUUUUUUGAGAUGCUGCAAGGACUUGUAUCUUCGACGACAAGUCCAACGCUUUGGAAAUCUUGUACCUUGCAUUCAUAUAUCUUUUUCCUGGUAUUAUUUGAUCCAACUGAGCCGCGAAUACGUCAAAACCACACCGAUAUCAUUGAAAUAACCACUGGGUCUUCGUAAGAGCAAGAGCAACAAGUGCUUGGCAACCCGAUCGUCUGUGCGCCCCUGGUGGGAAUGCUUAGCAUCUGCCGUAUGAUCCCCCAGAACCUUCCCCGCAUAAAAGGUCACUACUAGAUCACUGGGCGGGACCAAGAAAGAUUUCUUUCACGUGAGUUGGUAUGUAUCUUGGCUUUUAGUAUGCUUGAGAAGCAACAAAAACAAGCUGAAUUUCCAGUAUAUCUCAACGCGCGACGCGUCUUGCUCGCGUCAAGGCAGCUUAAUCACCUGAGAUCCAGGCUAUCAAUGAAGAACAUUAUUUCUGGCGUAUUUUGAGCCUCAAAUAAUGCCCACGGCUUUAGAUAAUGAGUUGGAAAGCUUGAGGAAGCGAGCUGAGCACCUCAGGGCUGAGGUGAAGCUGCGCGCAUCAACGCUACUCCUGAAUCCUGUGGCUGCAACCCAACUUUUGGAUGAGCAACCAGCGCAAGCAGCAGCACCGGCGCUACUGUUGCCGACGCCGCCGUCCAAAUCCAGGAGUAAAUCCUCGUCCAACGCGCCACUCGGUCCCAAGCAGCGCGACCUACUGAAAAAACGUCGCGCCAAGCAGGCCGCCCAUGACCAGCGCAACACCUACCGCACAUGCGCUGGCAUCACCACGUUCAAGGUCCGCGACCCGGAUCCGGCGGCCGUGGACGGCGGCGCCGUGCUCGGCGUGCGCAUCGAGGUCAUGCGCAGUGGCCGGUUCAUGCGCCCCUUUUACGUCCUCCUCAACCGGCCGUGGGACAAGGACGCCGCCGCCAAGAGGUACCUGCGUGUCCACCGUCACACCCUGCCCGCCGCCAUACCGCUGGCCGGGCUUGCUGCUCGUUACCUACCUGCCCCACGGUCCGCUUCUUCCGGCAAGCGGCCCAGGCAGGACCUGGGGGCCUUCGUCCGUCGGCUGAGGAGGGAGCUUGUGCGCUACCACCAACGUCUCGGCGCUGUUGCCGACCUACGCGCUGUUGUUGGCUUGGACGACAGGUCCAAGGCUCCUGUCGGCACCCCGGCAGAUGAGCCGCCAGAGGCCGUCGUCAUGAAGUCGAUAGAAGACGAUCGUGAGUCUAGGGCGAGGCAGCGGCGGGCGGUGGCUGGCAUCGUGGACAUUGAGCCGGUCGACACGGCAGCGACGCAGUUCAGGUUCGAUUGGCGCGACGGUCGCGUCGGACGGCUCGUCAUCGGCCCCGGUGGCGAGGUGCUUCAGUCGGUUGUGGUUCUGCCAGACGGAGGUCGCGAUCGCGUCACUCAGCAAGACGUCUUUGGCGAUUGUGCGAGGAUCGAGGACGUCGUUACCAAGCUGCGCGGGCCACUUGGUGGUACCUAGAGGCUUGCAUCCAGCGUUGUUUCUACGUCGCCGAGAGGAUAGUCAGGGCAGAGGCCCACAGACUAUGCUGGGCAGCAGUGGUUCGCGUUCGUUCAGCAUCCAUACACUGAAUUUCCAACGCUUGCUGCUUACAAGGCGCUCACAACGGUCAGUGGCCGGUUAAAAUGCUAUCCCAGGGUGCCAGGGCGGUCACGGGCAGUACACGGCUGCCAAAAGUCAGUCUACCAACGACGAGCCUGAGCCAGGCCCCGCUCCGGCCUAUGACGACUCCAUCAUUCAUAUCGCUUCAUGCUCGGCCCGGUUUAGUUGUGCAACACAAUAAUUGCUAACAUGAGGCGAACUCCGACCAUACAAUAUAUCACCCCACUGAUAGAUAGAACCAUGUUAUGGUUGGGCUACAAGCGAGUGCAUGACAACCAAGGAAAACAGGGCACCUUUGUGACAAGUGGCGAACAUGCUCAAAACCUGUUUUCGUUUCCUUUACAGGCGUGUUUGGCGCACGAAGCAAAGCUUAAUUGGCCCGGCUGUCACCAUGCCGCACUACAAGACAAAAUGAAGAGCCAGCAACUCCAUUUCCUAGUAACCCAAGGAUCUGGGCGAGCCUCGCACGCUAUCUUCGCCUCGGCCCCAGCCUACCGGCAGAUGCAAUGCACUACCACCAAAAUCCCCCACAGCGGGCUGGGUGGAUGGCGUGUUUUGUGUACGGGUGCAACCCCAAAACGUCAGCUCACGGCCGCGCCGAGUACUAUGCUGUUGUCCUCCCUCGAAAUGACUCAGGUUUUGGCCUCCGGGGGCGCCCACAGAUAUCUGAGAGUGGCAUGCCACAAUGGGUGACCCGGAAAGAAAAACAUCAUGGGAGACUUUGAAAGGGGUCAGACAGAGAGAUAAAUCUGGGUAGCACAUGGAAGAGAAAUAACAUCCGUUCAAAGGCACGUGUCGGUCACAAAUCGCGAUCUUGAGUUCUUUUCUCCAUUCAUGUGACGUUUCUGACGCGUAAACAAGCACAAUAUCUCUCUUUACGUGAUAUAUUCUCGUUCGGCAUUUUCAUGUUUCUUUUAUUCUCUUGAUCCUGCAACAUACGAGGCUAGUGGACGUAAACUGGAUGCGAGCAUACUAGGCCUAGAACAGCUCAUAAUGUAAUUGCGCCUUGGGGGUGAUGUGCAGGCAGGGGUUGCAGCUUUGCGUAGGCUUGCAUCCGAGGGGUCAAGGUUCUUAUGGAUCGACGCAAUCCCUCUUGCAUCAACCGGCUUCAUGGUCUCGUUGGGCGUCGUCGGUUCUGAUGGUGUACUAUAGAAAAAGAAAACGGUCCGAGCGGGGUCUUGGAAAUGCUGAUCCUGGAAAGGCAUGAUUGCUUUUGUUUUCUUUUUUGCUUUUGCUUCCGAUUUCAUACUCGU
Messenger RNA from Pyricularia oryzae 70-15, 2902 nucleotides. RefSeq lists its product as uncharacterized. The transcript is spliced from 2 exons. Lineage: Eukaryota; Fungi; Ascomycota; Sordariomycetes; Magnaporthales; Pyriculariaceae. The coding region runs from base 495 to 1508 and encodes 337 amino acids. Gene Ontology annotation, cellular component: kinetochore; Mis6-Sim4 complex. The record is from RefSeq and is a predicted model, not a curated record.